Messenger RNA from Vidua chalybeata, 1163 nucleotides. RefSeq names its product transmembrane O-methyltransferase (gene TOMT). Lineage: Eukaryota; Metazoa; Chordata; Aves; Passeriformes; Viduidae. The record is from RefSeq and is a predicted model, not a curated record. Gene Ontology annotation, biological process: developmental process; catecholamine catabolic process; dopamine metabolic process. The transcript is spliced from 3 exons. Gene Ontology annotation, molecular function: catechol O-methyltransferase activity. Bases 164 to 943 code for a protein of 259 amino acids.
UCUGCAUAGGGGAGAUUUUCAAAGCCUGGGCCCAAGGUUAUGCUACUGAUAGUGGACACAAAGGGUGCAGAACUUCCCACUAGGCAGAACUCCUAAGAUAAGUACAAAACUAACAAAGUCAACUCAGCAACUGUGCAAAAAAGCACAGCCUCGCUUGCUUGUGAUGGUGUCUCCAGCGAUUGCUCUGGCCUUCCUCCCCUUCAUUGUCACCCUGCUGAUCCGGUACCGGCACUACCUCAUGCUGCUAUACCGGGCAGUGCUGGUGGCCUGGCUGCGGGACCGGCUCACUGGCACCUCACGGGAGCAGCGUGCCUUCCAGUACCUGCUGGCCCAUGCCAUCCCUGGGGACCCUCACCACAUCCUCCAGACCUUCGAUCAGUGGUGCUACCACUGUGAGCACCUCAGCUGUGUGGGGCCUGACAAAGGGCGGAUCGUGGAGCGGGUGCUGUUGGAGCGGGCACCACUGCGGGUGCUGGAGCUGGGCACAUACUGUGGCUAUGGCACCGUGCUGCUGGCACAGGGGCUGCCCCCAGGUGCCCGCCUCUACACCAUCGAGGGGGACCCCCGACACGCUGCUGUGGCCGAGAAGGUCAUCCGCCUGGCCGGCUUCAGUGAGCAGACGGUGGAGCUGAUUGUGGGCCCCUCGGAGGAGGUGAUACCCCGCCUGCGGGAGAAGCAUGGCCUGAUGAAUGCCAACUUGGUCUUCAUGGAUCACUGGAAACGCUGCUACCUGCGGGAUCUACGGCUGCUGGAAAGCCACCAGCUGCUAGCUGAGGGGGCCACCAUCCUAGCUGAUAAUGUCCUCUUCCCUGGGGCACCUCACUUCCUGCAGUAUGCCAAGACAUGCGGCAAAUACCACUGCAAGGUGCACCGUGCUAGCCUGGAGUACUUCCGCGCCAUUCCUGAUGGUAUCGCCGAGCUCCGCUACACCGGUACCCGCUGAGCGGGCGGCGAGCUUCUGCCUUGUGGUGGCCACAGUUACUGCAGGAGUGCCAGGUCCCCAACCCCCUGCCUUGGCUUCAACAUGAACUCUGGAGAAAAGGCAGUAGUUGCUGUGGUCUGUGGUGGGGGGCAAUGGGUAAUGAGGGGCUCAUUCCCUGUAGUGCUUCUGCCUGCACUGCACAGGGAGAUCUGCUAGGUGCACCAGUGAAUGGUGGGGAGCA